Molecule: messenger RNA, 2439 nt
Organism: Microthlaspi erraticum
Lineage: Eukaryota; Viridiplantae; Streptophyta; Magnoliopsida; Brassicales; Brassicaceae
Source: the annotation of a GenBank genome assembly
AUGUCUUCCGGUUCUGACCGUAAAUCACGCCGUCAAUCACCCCGACGCCAUCGCGCGCGUGAAUGUAAGUCCGACGAAAUCAUGCCUGCCCCGCCUCCCUUCCUCCGAUCCUCCUUACCCCGACCUCCCUUCCCCCAUAAGAUGUAUCCCUUUGUUCAUGAAUCACCACCUCCCUUCCCCGGGUCUCUUGAUAUCUCCGACGAAACCAUGUCUUCCCUUAUCCGACGCCCUAUCCGACGACGCCAUCACGCGCGUGAAUGUAAGUCCGGCCCCAGUCCCGUCCCCAUGCCUGCUCCGCCUCCCGUCCGCAUGCCUGCCCCGCCUUCCAUCCCCCGAUCCUCCUUACCCCCACCUCCCUUCCCCCGCCCCCCACUUCCGUCACUUGAGAGAGUUGUUCUUGAGAACUCCGACGAAACCAUGUCCAGAUUGUUCCCCGUGAUCACCACCCGUCGCGAGCUCCUGCGUGAAACUUAUGUCUUAUGGGACAUGUCAGAUUACUCAAUCCCUGAGAAUCUCGAUCCUCUUUCGAUUGGGAAGCAAAUCCAAUCAGCUAUUACAAAGGAAGGUUUCCUUGGUGAUUUGCAGAUCUGGCUUUACGGUGCUGAGGAUACUUGGUCGCCUGAAUUGAUUGACCAAUUGAGAGAACUCGAUUUUUUUGUCUAUCCUUUCAAAGGAGGUAAACGAGCAAGGCUUAACUUGAUUAUAGCUCUCUUUACCGCCUCUGUAUCAGUCAUGGAUGCUGCAACAACAGCAAAUUUGCUGAUGCUCUCAUCAAACAAGGAGGAAAUGGAACAAAACGGCACUUUCAACAGAUUUCGUAAAACUUUAGAACACAGAGGUUUCUGUGUUGUCUCAGCACAACCUGAAACAGUCAUCAACCCAGAUGCUCAGCCAUGUUAUCCUGAGGAUUACUUCCAAAGCCGAGGAUUUGAAAUCUCUCAUUCGUGUUUCCCUUAUAUUACGAAUGCGUUAGCUCAGCAACGGUUCAAAGAUGCAUUAAACUUGGUAAGGCGUCACAGAAUCAACUUUAAUGUCAUCGUGGAUCUGUAUGGGUGGCACGCAUUUCUACAAUCAGCUGUGGAAUUUGUUAAACAAGUAAACAAUCUGAACCACGUUACAGAAUUUGUUUGUGCCAUCAAGAAUGAAGAUGUUACAGAGACACUUUACAAGAAUUUUUCCUUUUCCAAAAAGGGAGACAGCGUUUUACAAGUGAAAGAUCUUUGCGACAACAAGGUAUCGUCAGUUCUACAGGCAAUUAGGAAAGCACUUGAAGAACAGAUACCAGAGAGUCCGUCAAGGGAACUCUGUAUUUUGACCACUCUUGCGCGAAGUGAUCCGCCAGCUAUUGAGGAAUCUCUUUUGAGGAUAAAAUCUGUUCGUGAAAUGGAGUUGCUAAACUCAUCUGAUGACUCAAGGAAAAAGUCUUGUCCAUCUGCAGAAGAAGCCUUGAAACACCUUCUGUGGCUAUUGGAUGCUGAAGCGGUCUUUGAAGCUGCCUUAGGUCUUUAUGAUCUGAACCUUGCAGCUAUUGUGGCACUCAAUUCCCAACGGGAUCCAAAAGAAUUUCUACCUUAUCUUCAGGAGCUGGAAAGAAUGCCUGAAGCUCUGAUGCAUUUCAACAUUGACAUUAAGUUGCAACGUUUUGAUAGUGCUCUUAAGAGCAUUGUAUCAGCAGGGGAUGGCUACUUUCCUGAUAGCAUGAACUUAAUGAAGAAGAACCCUCAACUCUUCCCUCUCGGCCUCCAGCUAAUUACUGAUCCUGAAAAGAAACAAGCGGUUCUUGAGGCUUGGGCAGAUCAUCUCACAGAUGAAAAACGUUUUGAGGAUGCCGCUACUACGUACCUAUGUUGCUCUAGGCUGGAAAAGGCUUCAAAGGCGUAUCGUGAAUGUGUUGAUUGGAGUGGGGUACUCAGAGUGGGGGCGCUGAUGAAAUUAGAUAAAGAUGAGAUCUUGAAAUUGGCAUACGAACUCUGCGAAGAGGUUAAUGCUCUUGGUAAACCGGGGGAAGCAGCAAAAAUAGCUCUUGAAUACUGCGGAGAUAUAAGCGGUGGAAUUAGUUUGCUUAUCAAUGCGAGGGAAUGGGAAGAGGCUUUAAGGGUUGCGUUUAUGCAUACAGAAGAAGGUGUAAUCUCAGUGAAAAGUUCUGCUCUGGAGUGUGCUAGUGGUUUAGUAAGUGAAUUCAAAGAAUCAAUAGAAAAAGUAGCAAAAUAUUUGACCCGCUAUUUAGCUGUUCGGCAGAGACGAUUGCUGCUUGCAGCAAAGCUGAAAUCCGAGGAACGGUCAGUAAUUGACCUUGACGAUGACACAGCUUCAGAAGCAAGUAGCAACCUGAGUGGAAUGAGCGCGUAUGUUAUGUUUUUGCAUUUAGCUUACUCUCUCCGCCUUUAUCUCUUGGGGAAUCAAAGUAUCGAUAAUGUAGUUGUUUUGUGCAUAGUUUAA